UUAGGAAAUGAUUAUUUACAGGCCCUGAGGAUUUUUCUAGACAAAUUGGAAGUUAUCCACAACAGGCAAGCAGCUUUUUCUUCAUACUUGGCUCUGAGGCAGGUGUACCAGGAAAUUGUGAUCAUCAAACAUUGCGUCAAUUGGCAACAGGUCCUGUACCAUCAAUAACAAAUUGUAAUCCACAUGACAUGAGCAAACAAUCUCCCUUGUCGUCACCAGCUACACCGACGUCGGGAUUAUAUCCUUCUGCUCAAGCACCAGGUCCUCAAUCUGGAUUAUCAGGACCAAAUCCUAAUCCAGGAACAUUACAGCAACCUCAAGGGCAGCAUAUGCCAGCUAGACCAUUGGGAAAUAUGAUGUAUUAUAAUCCACGUCCAAAUACACCUCGUGCAACUCACCCUAUGGCCUUGCCAAGUGCUUUAAAUGUUGGAUCAGCAAAUGCUUCACCUGGAACUUCUCAAUUUGCUGGUCAAGUACCAGGAAUAAUAUGUGCACCUCCUCCAAUACCAUUUGCUACUUCAUUGCCACCGCAACCACAUUUGUUUGUUGGUUCUGCAGCUGCAGCAGUUCCUGUUUCUGUAAGUUAAUAAAUAUCAUUUGUUUACUAUUAAAAAUAAAAUUAUAAUGUGUUGAAUUAAACAGCUGAAUUAAUAUUAUUCAUAUUUAAUAUUAUUUUAUUCUUUUGGUUACAGAUAUUUGUCAAUUUAGAUUUUUUUAAAUUUAAAUUUGCUUAUUCUAAAAGUUAAUAAUUUACUUGUGAACAUUAUGCUAAUUCAUAAUUAGAAAUGAGUUGGAUGGUGAUAUGAGGUAGCUAGGUGACUUUCCUCCAGCAGUAUUACUUGUUGAUUGUUAUGUAUAAAUUUCAUUACAUAUAUAUAUUCAUACAUAUCAUUCAAGUUUUGGAAUUGUGUCAAAUUUGACCCUUUUGGUUUUUUGGAAAUUUUGAUGUUUUGAGACUCCUGAACCCAAAAAUGUAAGGAAAAAAAUGGGGAAAAGAAUUUCACGUGUCUGUUGGUGUCUAUUUCAUUUAAUAUCUCAGGAUGGAGUAAUGAUUCAGAAACAAAAUUUGACAUGGUAACUUGUAUAUAAGGGACAUUGAUGCUAUUAAAUUUUGCUGCUUAAAGAUUGAGGGGUGGGAAGAUAGAGGCAGGUCAUGUAUAUAUAUCUAGAGAGGAAUCAGACUUAAUGAAACUUUUAAUUGUUAUUAGCAUUUACAUUUUAUUUACAAAAUGCAUCACUACCCUCAAAAUUAAGCUUUUUGCCAGUUUUUUUAAAUAAUUAAUAAUAUAAAA
Messenger RNA from Centruroides sculpturatus (bark scorpion), 1292 nucleotides. Its product is annotated as MAPK-interacting and spindle-stabilizing protein-like. NCBI's taxonomy places the organism in Eukaryota, Metazoa, Arthropoda, Arachnida, Scorpiones, Buthidae. The transcript has 3 exons. The coding region runs from base 189 to 587 and encodes 132 amino acids. The record is from RefSeq and is a predicted model, not a curated record.